This is a messenger RNA of Saccostrea cuccullata (small rock oyster), 634 nucleotides long. Its product is annotated as von Willebrand factor A domain-containing protein 5A-like. Lineage: Eukaryota; Metazoa; Mollusca; Bivalvia; Ostreida; Ostreidae. The transcript is spliced from 3 exons. The annotation marks the transcript as partial. The record is from RefSeq and is a predicted model, not a curated record.
AUUCAUUUUCUGAAGAAAGUUCCAGUGACGAAUUUGACGAGGAAUUACAUGAGGAAUGUUGUUUCGAAACACCUAUCAUUCCUAAACCUUCUGGGCUCAAAGAAGAAAAAAGAGAUCAACCCAUGAAGAUGUUAAAAUUGAUUGAGAAUCAGAAAUUUGACGGAUCUUGGGAGUUAACAGAGACAAUCUCAAAAAUACUCGGCAAAUCACAAAAUGAAAUAAAAACAUCUGCAACGAUACAGGAUGUCAAUGUUUGGACGACAGCUCUUGCAAUUGCAUUUUUGAGAAAGUAUUUCAUAAAUCAAAGAGAUGAAUGGGAGAUGAUCGAGGAGAAAGCGUUGAAAUGGUUGAAGACAAGAAAUGUUGAAGGCAAAGAUGUCGUACAGGAAGCAACGACUUUUUUAUCAACAUGACUUUUUUUUGUAACUUCAGUGAUAUUUCAGCCUGAUAAUAAUAUUCCUUUUGUGGACAUUUUACUACACAUAUCUUGUAUGUUACAUAUCGCUGCACUUCAUGCAAAACAAAAACUUUAUGUAAUCUUAAAAAUAUAUAUUAUCACUAGUACUGACAGUGUAAGGAUUAAAAGUUCCAGAUGGUUACUGUAAGAAUCGCUUUCGUAUAUUUAUGAUUUGGA